UUACAAUAGAUUUGAUAAACAAAUAAAUGCUUUGAAAUUGGAUUCACUGUUAAAACACAUUUUGAUUGAAAUUGUUUUCAUAUUUCAUAUAAAUUGUGAUCAAAUGAAUGAAAGGAGUGAUCAAAAUGAGAGCAAAAGAGAGGAAAUCCUCGAAAGACAUCGUUUGGAGAGAAAACAAUUGAAUGCAAAGACCACUGAAAUGAGACACAAAUGCGACAAAAAAGACAAGAAGAAGGCCAAAGACCUGAAGACACAAAUCGAGACAAUGACUGAAGAACUGAAGACACGACACGAAAAUGAAUUGAAAGACCUGUCGGUUGGCAACCAUUCGGGCGAAGAAGCGAUCAAUAGGUUAACGGAUGAGUUGAAUGACGUGAAAGUGGAGACAAACACGAGUGGUGUGUCUGAAGACACGGAAGUGAUUGCAAACGGAAUGAAAUACAAAGAGACGAAGAUAUCGAGAGCUCAGAGGAGAAGAGACGCCAAAUCGCUGAAAGACAAGCAAAGAGAGCAACGGAUCGCCGAUGAUAUGGUCGACGACGCGGACAAUCAUCGACUUAUUGAAGCCCAACAGUUGAAGAAUAUUCUGGACUCAAGAGGACUAACAGUGUAUGAAAUUGCUUCGGAUGGCGACUGUAUGUACCGAUCGAUUGAACAUCAGUUGAGUCUUAAGAACAUUAAGACAAAUGUGACAGAAUUGAGACAAAAGACUUGCCAUUAUAUGAAGGAAAAUAAGAUAGAUUUCAUACCAUUCCUCACGAGUAAUACUACGGGAGAUCUCAUGAAUGACAGCGAAUAUGAACUCUAUUGCGAAGAAGUGGCGGACACGAAGUCAUGGGGCGGUCAGUUGGAGUUGAGGGCCAUUUCACAUGUUUUCAAAAUGCCUAUCGAAGUGAUCCAAACUGUAGGCAAUCCGGUGCUGAUCGGACAGACAGACUAUAAGACUGACACUCCACUCAUUUUAUGGUAA
Messenger RNA from Oppiella nova, 970 nucleotides. Lineage: Eukaryota; Metazoa; Arthropoda; Arachnida; Sarcoptiformes; Oppiidae. The record is from the annotation of a GenBank genome assembly.